AUGUUACCCAGAAGUCACAGGACAAGCAGUCCGGGGCCUUCUUAUCCAAGGAGUCCUGGAUCUCUACGAUCAAAGAGCCCAGGAUCAAGGCCAGUGAGCCCAGGAUUCUCAAGAAAAAGGACCCCAUCCACAGGAUAUGCAUUGGACCAGCCAUCCGGAUCUCGAGCAUCUUCCAGAGAACGAGGACUUACCACGAGAAGGUCAAGUACUCCAGAAAGAGGGCAUUCGGUUGUCAAGACAGGAGCUAUUGUCAUAGAUACUGGUACAGGGACAUGUAAAGCUGGAUUUGCAGGUCAGCAGACCCCCCAGUCAAUCAUUGGGACAUUAGUUGGACACCCUACAGAAAAAUCUAUGAGGACUAGAAGAGAUAGACCAGAUACAUUCAUUGGAGAUCACGCUCGAUUGGAACCUGAUACCGAUAUUAUUUUUCCAGUAAGACAUGGCAUAAUCAUAGACUGGGAAGCAGCUGAAGCACUGUGGAGACACCUGUUCUACCAUGACCUCAAAGUUGCUCCAGAAGACCAUGCACUUUUAAUGUCUGAUCCUCCUCUCUGUCCAACUACGAACCGGGAAAAAUUGGUGGAGGUUGUCUUUGAGUCUCUCAAUUCUCCUGGGAUGUAUGUGGCAUAUCAGUCUGUACUAUCAGUAUAUGCUCAUGGAAAAAUUAGUGGAUUGGUGGUAGAUACAGGCUAUGCUAUGACACACACUGUACCAGUCCAUCAAGGAUACAAUUUGCCACAUGCUAUAGAAAGGAUGGACAUUGCUGGAGCCAAUAUGACAUCUUUUUUGAUCUAUUCUGUUUGGACAGGGGGAUCCAUACUUGCUUCCUUGAAAAAUUUUCAACCAUGUUGGAUCAGAAAAGAACAAUACCACGAGAAUGGACCAUACAUUGUCCAUAGGAAGUGCUACUGA
This is a messenger RNA of Ahaetulla prasina, 912 nucleotides long. RefSeq names its product actin-like protein 9. Bases 1 to 912 code for a protein of 303 amino acids. Gene Ontology annotation, molecular function: protein kinase binding; nucleosomal DNA binding. Gene Ontology annotation, biological process: axonogenesis; cell motility. The transcript has 2 exons. The record is from RefSeq and is a predicted model, not a curated record. Lineage: Eukaryota; Metazoa; Chordata; Lepidosauria; Squamata; Colubridae. Gene Ontology annotation, cellular component: membrane; axon; synapse.